Cinara cedri is the source of this 12111-nucleotide messenger RNA. Lineage: Eukaryota; Metazoa; Arthropoda; Insecta; Hemiptera; Aphididae. The record is from the annotation of a GenBank genome assembly.
GUACCGAUCACAAAUUCAUGUUUUCCGUGUGAUAAAUUGUCCGUCGCUUAUCAGGGUCAAAGCGCUCAGUCUGUGCGCGUUAGCGUUUCUGUGUUAUUGUUUUUAUUAGUAUUAUAAUUAUUUUUAUCGUCAUUUUUUCUACUAUUAUUAUUUGUUUUAUUAUUCGCAAUUAAUCAGGUCCGUCCGGUAGCGCACGUCAUAUGUUUGAUACCAAUGAUACCUACAUUUUAUAAUAAUACUAUUUUAACCGGUCGAUUCGACCGUCGAAUAACGUUAGGUCGCCGCUACGGGUAGUUUUAUUUAAUACUUGACCAUGUAUCUACCAUUUUUUUUAAAAACAUUGUCAUUCAACGCCGGCAAAUUAUAAUGGCAAAACAGAAUAUUAUUACGACGGGUGAGUGCUAAAAUGUGUUAUUAUCUUUAUUAUUAUUUAUUAUUAUAAUUUUAUUCUACUCGUUUCGCGGAUCGUUUUCGCACUAACUCUUUCCAUCAAACAUAUGGAAAAUUCCUAUGUUCGAGUUUUAAACGAAUAGUCAUACCUACUUAAUAUUUUUGUUUUUUUAACGAAUUCUGUUAAACAGUUGAUGAAAAGUGCACCUAAUAAAUAAUAAUAACCAAUUAUCACCGACCCGAUGAUUCAUAUUGGUAGUGAAAGUAUAGUACGCCAAUGGUAAUAUCGCGAGUAUACCCACUUUCUACGAGGUAUACUUGUAUAUUGUUAUAUUUUUAUAAUUUCAAUUCGAUUGUUGUUGAAAGUAAAAACAUUGUAUAUUUACAAUAUUAAUAACUACUUGCCAAAAAAAAAAAAAACAAAUUAUUACCUACCUAUGUAUAAACAACUUGAUUGUUUAUUGAAAUCGAAUUUAAAACUAAAAAAACGUUUAAUUUAUUAUACCAGACGUCCAAAAUUCAAAUUCUAAAUUACCACAUUGUCCACCUGUGUACCUAUGUUUCUGAUGAACAAAGAAAAGGUAUUUCUUUGUUUACUUUUUACAUAAUUUAUUAUAUUUGAAUUAUAAAAUACAAAUGAGUAUGCAUCUAUUCCUUUUACAAAUAUUGGGCAUGUUUUUCAUACUGUGUCAACAAUUUAUUCCUAUCUUAUUUUUGUAUGUAAACUUAUAAAGUAUAUUAUACAAAAUAUUAUAUAUAUAUAUAUAUAUAUAUAUAUAUAUAUAUAUAUAUAUACAUAAAAAAGUAUUCUAUUUUUAUACUUUUAUAAAUAUUGAAUCUUGCACACAAUUUUGGUUCAUUAGCGAAAUAAUUCAGGGGGUGAUUUUUUAAUAAAUUCAUAUUUGUAUCACUGUAAAUGAAUAGGUACUAUUUUGAUAUAUACCUUAGGUUAUAAUAAGCUUUGUGGACAUUUUGAUAUAAGGCAGCCUAACAUACAUAACUUGAUGUUUAUUUUCUUGUGCUAAAUGGUAUCUUAAUCACUUAAAUUACAAGAAAUAGAUAAAUCAAUGUCAAAUAUAAAAAUAUUUAUUUCAAAAGUGACCAAUCUAAUUUAAAUUUUUAAGAUAAUUCAAGGAACUGAGUUCAGUCCGUUUUGACCCAAGGUCUAUUUAUAUAUAGAUGAUACUAAUUAUAGAAUACUUAAUAUGUAGUGGGAGGAAAGGGGGUUAGACACUGAUACACAUAUCCAAUUUAAUAGGUAUUAUUAUAAUUAUCCAGAAACCUCUUUGUUAUUAUUUAUUUAUAAUUUAAAAUGAAAGCAUUAUUUGAAAUUAAAAGUAUCUAAGUAGUAUUUCUUCAUUUUGUCAGUAUUUUGUUGUUUAUCUAUUUAUGAAUCUGAAAUUUAUUGUUUGUAAAAAUAUUAUUUCAUUUUUAUAUGUUGAAUUCUAUAAUAAUAUUAUGAAAUAGGUACCUAUUUGUUAUUAUUUCUAAACUAAUAUACACAAAGAUAAUACCUAUGUUUUAUAAAUUAGUCAUCAUUUUCAACAUAAUAAAGAAAUUGAUAACACUUUUUAUAUUUAAAUCCCGAUUUAAAUAAUACUCAGUAGAGUUUAAACUUAUCAUUUUACAAUUGCAAAUAUUUAUAUUUUAUCUACCUAUGAUUAGUUGGGCAAUAGUUUACAAUUUAUUAGUUAAUACUAAUAUAAUAAAAUUAGCUAUGGGAUUUUAUUAAAUAAUUAAAUGUAAACAUUUUUUUUUUUUUUAUUGUUUGUGUUUAGGUUUCUGCAAAAUAAUCAGAUAGCAUUUUGUAAUGAACACAUUAUCUGAGUCUGAUGUCAUUAAUAAAUCUGUUCAUGAAACUAACCAAAUGGCUAAUGAUAAUGAGUUAAUAUUAUCACCAAAAAAACAUUUGGUUUGCUUUGCUACUGUCAAAGGCGACUGUUUAGUAACGAAAAACGGUGCUUCAUAUGCUGGGAUCAAAGAGUGUUUACUCAGUGAGCAGAUGGUUGUUAAAGACGAACCAAUUGAAACUCAAGUCAUAGAUCCCAUAAUUUCUGACCCUGAUAUUGACAGUGGGAUGGAAUCUUCAGCAUCUAGCUGGGAUAGGUCAGUCAAUGAAGUGAAAGAACAUGCAUUUGCUCGACUUGAAGCAGAGUUAAGAAAAGCCAACGAAACAUUAAAGCUUAGGGAUGAAGAAGUGUCACGGCUAAGUAGAAUACGUGCUGAUGUUGAAGCCGAAUUGGAAGAAUUAACUGCUAGUUUAUUUCAAGCAAGUCACAAGUUUAAUUAUAUACAUUUUUAAAAAAUCCUGUAUUAAUAUAAUUAUUAAUUUAUUUUAGGAAGCUCAUAAUAUGGUAAAAGAAGCAAAUUUACGUCAAGCAGCAGCAUCAAGGGCAUUAAAAGAAUCUUCAAUGAAAGUUGAUGUUUUAUCAGCAGAAGUGGCUGCAUUAAAAACUCUUGUAUUAACUUCUACACCAAGUCACCCAAAUUUAUCUAGAGAAGAUAGUGUUUCAAUGCCAGGUAUUAAUUUAUUUUAAUUUUUAUUUAUAAAUUUAAAAUUUAGAUAAUAGUAUAAGAAAAUAGAUAAUACAUAUUAUUUUAUUUUAUAUUAUGUAGAUUAAGUUUUUAUUUAACACCUAAAUUUCAUUAAAUUAAAUUAUUUUAGUAGUUAUAGAGUGAUUUUUUUUAACCCAAAACUAUAGACAGAUUUGAUUGAAUUUUAGGAGGGCUAUUUUAGUGAUUCCUCCUCCCCCUUCAGUCUUUAUCUUUGCAUGAAAUAUUUGUUGGAAAUAUUAAAAUUCAACAAUGUUUUUCUUUUUAGAAAAUUUAAUACACAUUUAAAGUAGUUUGGUGGUGAAAAAUAUUACUUAUAUUUAAAUUUACAUUAACUGAUGAAGUUUUAGUUGAAAUAAAUGUAUGAAAUUUUUAGGUAUAAAUUUGCUCCUGCAAAUAAAAAGUAAGAAGUAGUUCUCUUUUGAAUUUUAACUUCUAUUGUGUUUUAUUUUUUGAUUUUGUAAAAUGGUACCCAAUUGUUUAAUGGUGAUUAUUGAAACCAAAACUGGUUUUCGAACAUAAAAUAAACUUAUACUCCAGGCUACAUUUUUUUUUAUUUAUUUCUUAUUUAUUCGUAUUUACCAUAUAUGUAUAUAAAUUACAAAUAUUUCCCUCCUAAACAAUUUUUUGGUUAAUCAUAUUUUAUUUUUAUAGUUAUUUUUCUUAUAUAUAAAUACAUUUACUGUAUCAUUCGGCUGUUCUGGUAUAUUCGUAAUCCAAGGUUGACCAUUAUCAUUUUUGUAUUCACUAAAACGUUUGUUAACCACACACUCCAUGCCUAAAUUGUGAGCUAUCUUUGCACUCAAAUGAUUAGUACAGUCCAUACAAAUAAUUGAGAUGUCAUCAUUGAGUAAAGCUGUUUCAAAUGAGCGUUUAGCUACAGCUGUUGAUAAUCCAAGACCACGGUAUUGUUUCACUGUUGCUAAAGUUUUAAUUUCCCACAUAACAUCUACAUUUAACAUUUUAAAUAAGCAUGGGUCACUUUGAAUUGACGACCAGAAUUGUAAAGCAUUGUAUAGAUCUGUAUUUGUUUUAAAGUAUAAAUCUAAAAAAAUAUGUAUACAUUUAAAAAUAAAAUUAAUGAUUUACACGUUUAUUAUUUGGGUUUAAAUUUAUUAAAUAAAAUAUACUAACCAGCAAAUUUUUUUUGUUUCAUUGCAUUAUCAGGCUUUAUAAUACUAUUGAUAGCAAAGGAUACUACAGCUCCAUUAUUUGUGUCUCUAGCUACUAUUGUAAAAUCACCUUCUUUGUGUUCAUAAAAGCAAUUAUCUAGUUUUUCGACAUCAAUUUUUUGAACUUUGAAAACUGGUUCAUCUAGAUAAAAAUCUUUCUUAAUGAAUUUUAUAUCAUUCAUGUGUUCUUCUCUGGCAGGAAUUAUUUCUAUAUUCUUCGGAAUUGUUUUCAUUGUCUAAAAUAAAAAAUUUAAAUUAUAAUCUUCUUAAAAAAAUAUUUAGAGAACAUACUUUUAUAUUACGAUAACAUAAUAAAUAAUUAUUCAAUGAACAUAAUUUUAUAAAUUUAAGUAUUUGUUUUUGCAUAAACAUAUUGAAUUCCACUAAAUAGAUAAUAUGAUAAUAUGUAAUGAUUUAGUAGAACUGAUUAUUAUUUACCUAUGUUAUUAUUAAGCAAUUAGUAACAUUAUUUAAGCCAAUAAAUAAAAUAAUAUUAAAUUUGUUAUUAUGUUUAAGGUGGUUUAAGUGGAGUUGGACUGUUUUAUCGUAAACACAAGAGAUCUCCAUCACACAACAACUUAAAAUAUGGCCGAGAAAAUUCACCCCCAGAUUCACCACUAAAACAAAAAUCUAAUCAGACCGUAACAGAAACAGAAAACAUUGACAUAUCUGAAUGUGCUGAAGUAAAUAUUGUUUUAUACAAUACAUAUUUUUUUUUGGUAACAUAGACAUAAAGUACAAAUAUUAGAAAUUAUAUUUCUAGGUGGACCCAAAUGUGCAUCGUGAAUUUGUUCUGUGGAUGAAAUCUCCAACCUUAGAUAAAUCUGAUGCUUUUAUAAGUAGAAUAUAUAGAGAAGAUAUAGAUCAAUGCCUAGAAUUUAAUAAUUCAACUUUGGCAAUGGAUGUUAGGCAUGCAAUAGAAUCUGGAAAUCUUUUUAUUGAGUCUACAGACAAAUCAAAAUCACAUUUUCCAAAGUAAUAUAACAAUUUUAUAUCAAUUUGGUUUUUUUUUUUUGUUGUUCAUAUUUGAAAUAAUAUUUUAUAUUAAUUUUACUUUUGAUUUUAGAAAAUGCGCUCUAAUGGAAUCACCAUUGCUGUGUCUUUAUAGAAUGAAUUUAGGAGGAUCAGAUAAUGAAUGGUAUUCUAUAUCUCAAAUUUGUCGAAAUAGAGUAAGUAUUACCUUUUAAACAUUUAACUAUUGUAUUAUGAUGAAGUUGUUUCAUUAUUUAUAGUAUACAGAUUAUAUAUAUUAUUAUUGUAGAUAUUUCUAUUAUUCAGUUGCUUUCAUCUGUAUAAUACUGGUAAUUUAAUUUAAUUUAUAUAUAUAUGUUUUUAUAAACAGUAGGUGUUGUUUAUAAGACUUCAGGAUUAAUAAUAAAAAUAAACUUUUCAAAAUGGUAAAAUAUACAAUUAUAUGCCUUAAAAUAUAUUAAAUAUACUAUUUUUUCAACAAAAAUGUACUAAAAAAAGAUAAGUAUUGAUUCAAAAUGAAUUAUGUACCUACUCUUACAUGCCUAUUUAAAAUUAAUUACAAAAUAUACAUAUUAUAUAAAAUAUAAAAAAAUUAGAAUCUAUAACACUGUAUAAUUAUGAUUUUGUAAAAUCUUUGACGAUAUGACUAUUUUUUGUAAACUAAAAAUGAUAAUCACUAUUUUAUGAAAUUUCAUUUUUUUAUAAUUUUUUUGAUGGUCUUACAUGUUGAUUUUUCUAAAUAUUCAAAAUUAACAGGCAUUACAAUUACCAGGUUCAUAAGAAUCAAGUAUGCCCACAAUAAUAUUGGCUAUAUAGCGACCAUCGACAUCUUUAGUCUCAUCGAUUGAUACUCAAGCUUUAUGAUUAAAGACAUUUGCUUAUAUUUUAGUUAAAAUGUUUUGAUAAAUAUUGACUAUAUAAUUUUUUCUUAAGAUAGGAUAUUUUUAAAAGUAUACUUCAAAAACUCUUUAAAUUUAAAAUGAUUUACUUUGUACAGUGAAAUAUUAACUGAAAGUAGAGCUUCAGUAAAAUGUGAAUUAAAAUCUUAAUUUUACAGAAAUUUCAAGAAAAUAUGGACAAAUUAGAGAAUCUUGAAAUAAUGUAUUACAAAAACCUGAAAUUUCCGAAAAAUUAAAAAAUUGUAUUUUUGCUUAAAAUCAUCCAAAUAUAUAAAAAAUAUUAUAAUAAUAUUUUAUUAUAACUUGAAAGUAGAAAAUCGGCAUGAUUCACCCUUUUCAGAUUUUAAGUGAUGGUGUAUUCAUUUUCCGUUAGUUUUCUAAUUCAUUAGUAAAUUUUUUCUGAGAAAUCCCAGUUUUUUCCAAAAAAAAAAAAUAAUUUUUUAAAUAUUACCAAAUUUUUCCAAAAUAUCUAGUUUAAUUUCUUAAAUGUUGAUCCCUAUAUUUAACUAAUUAAUAAUAUCCAAUAUUAACAAAUUUCACUUGCAAAUAUUAACAAAAUUAAUUAUUUUGAACUAACUAAAUAAUUUCUUUCUUAAUCCGUUAGUGGUCGCGAUGUGAGCGCCACGCUCACAUUUAAACAAAUUUAGGCACUACUGGCAUGUUUCUGGGGUAUUUCGUGUGAAACUUUAAAUACCUCUUAUUGACAUAUGUUCAAAUAUAGACAAAAUUAAAUGUUAUGAUUUUAUCAAUGUUUUUGCUUUCUAUUGAAGAUUUGAGUUUCUAUUCAAGAUUCUAUUAAAGUCAUUAGCCAUGAAUAACUGAGCGCAGUGCUCACAUGCGACUAAUGCCGUAUUUGUUUUAUUUUAUUGUUGUUUUGUUUAAUAAUUUUAUUGUUACGUACUUUUAUAAUAAAAAUGGAUAAAGUGACACGAAAGUAUCAUUGGAUGGAUUAAAGAAUCUGAAGAUUUUGAUAGUUUAUAUGAUACAGAUGAUUCAGCCGAUGAUCCUGAUUUUGUUUUGCCUGAUAUACAAGAACAAUAUGAAAGUUAGUCUGAUUUUUCUGAUACAGAAUUUGUCGUAAAUGAAACAUUGAAUAUAAAUAGGCGUAACAAACCAAGUACAUCUCGUAGGUCUCGUUAUAGAAGUCCUUUGUCAGAUACAGUUUCCCCACCCACCUAUUAUUUAGGCAAUGAUAAUAUUAGGAAGUGGAAUAUUGACGGACCCCCUUUGAAUGUACGUAUGCCUUCACAUAAUAUAAUUUUACAUUUGCCUGGGGUAAAGCGAUGUGCGAAAAACGCCAAGUCUAAUAGUUGAUUGUUGGAGUUGGUUUUUUCCUGAUACGAUCAUAGAAGAAAUUGUAAAUUGUACAAAUAUAUAUUUAGCUGAAAUUAGAAUAAAUUAUCAAAGAGAAAAUGACGUACUCGACACUAAUAUUAUUGAGAUGAAAGCACUCUUUGGUGUCCUAUACCUAGCGGGUUAUCUUUGAAGUAAUCAUUUGAAUCCAAAAAACCUAUGGUCAAAUGAUGGCUUCGCUCAAGAAUACUCUCAUGCAGUUAUUCCUGAAAAACGUUUUUAUUUGUUAUUGCGUGCGCUUAGGUUUGAUGAUUAUCGUUCAAGGAAAGAAAGGUUAUCAAAAGAUAAACUGGCUGCAAUUCGCUCCAUAUUCGAUGGUUUUGUAAAACGGAGUCAGGACUGCUAUACUAUAGGAGAAAAUGCUACGAUAGAUGAAAUGCUAGAAGGAUUUAGUGGGAAAUGUAAUUUCAGACAAUAUAUUCCCAAUAAACUCAAAAAAUAUGGGAUCAAGAUCCAAGCUUUAGUUGACUCAAAGACAUUUUACACUUUAAAUAUGGAAGUAUAUGUCAGAACACAACCAGAUGGCCUUUCAAAAUUGGCAAAACAGGUAUAAAGAGUGCUGCACUCACAUGCGCCCAACGGUGUAAUAAAAAUCAUCGUGUCCACUGACGGGUUAAGACAUUUGAGAAUAAUUUUUAUUAAAAUUGUUUUAUUUCAAAUUAUAUAUGUAUAAUGUGGUAAAUUAAAUAAUGCAAAUUAUGUACAUUAAAUUAUAUUAAUAUAUACCCAGUAAAUUAAAUGAAAAAUUAUUGUGUUUUUAGAUUACAGCUGUAUGCGAUUUUCUCAAUUAUCUCAGAUACAUUCAAAGAGGCCUUGUUAAAAGUCCAGGUUUGUAUAAUAUUUCUUAAUUAUGGUUCACAACAAAAAUUUAAUAAUAUAUUUAUUGUUGAAAGUUACAUAGUUUUUUUUUUUUUUUUUUUUAAUCGAUCAUUGUUAGAGAUAAAUAAUAUCUAUUGUUUUGUAAUAGUGUAGGAACAAUUAUAAUUCUAUAAUUUCAUACUAAUUUUUAAAAAAUAUACAAUUAACAAAGUAAUAUUUAAAUGUAAAUAUUAUCGAUUACCAUGCUUAAAUAAAUUGAUGGUAAAAUUUAAAAUAAUUAUUAUUAACAAUAUUAUUCAUGUAGAUGAAAUUAAAAUAUCAAGGUAAUCAUAGGUAAAUCAAUUUAUGAUUUUGAACAUGUUAACUAUCAUCAGUAACAUCCAUAUUGUUUGACAUGAUAUUAGAUUUGGCACUAAGUGUUAUUAUUUUUAUACUUUAGAAAUUGCUUUUCAAAAUUAUUUUCAUGGUUCCAAAAUUUUUUUAUCACAUUAUGUGUAUGUCAUAUAUUAGUUGUGCAUCAUCAAUAAUCGUGCAUUAUGGUCACAUGAAAGGUUUAUUUCGCUUAAUGUACAAUAUACACAUCUUAUUAAAUAUGUAUAAAUUAUUUACUUUUUUUAUUAAUACUUGUUUUCUUAUCAAUAAUACAAUUUAAAUUUAUGUGUAUUUAUUUUUAAUAAUACCUAAUAAUAUAAAUGUAGAAAUGUUGAUAAUAACAGUGUUAAAAAAACAAAAUGUGAAAAAAGGCUUAAGAAGAUUAAAUAUUUGUAAUAAGUUCAUCCAAUUUUGUGGUAAUAUCAUUGAAAAUGUAUUUGUUUUCUAUAAGUUUUGAACAUAACAUUAUUAAUUUACUGUAGUUAAAACGUUUUCGUUAGGUGAAUAUUAUACAUUGAAUAUACAAAAUUAGAAACACGGUGACAAGUAUAUUAUUUGACCACAAGGGUAAUUUCAAUUGUUUAAAAUUAACAAUGUUAGUGUCAAGAUGGACAAUUGGAUUAAAUGGCAUUCACGUGAAUAAUCAAACUAUUAUCAUCUUUCACGUUUAAUGGAAUAGUAAAAUACCUAAAGUUCUAAUAAUAAAAAUAUUUUAUAGCUUUAAAUAUUAAUAGUAAUAAGUAAUAACAUUCACACAUAAGCAUACACAUAUUAGUAUUAUUUUAUUCCAUUUAGGUAUUAUAAGUAAUAUAGUACUGUUAUAGUUAGAAUUUCACCUAGAAAUUAUGUAGGUUAAAAAACAUUUUACUAUCACAAUAAUUUUGUGUACUAUUUAUAAAAUAGUGAAAAGCUAAAAAGUAUUACUUAUGGAUUUAUCUCAUAUUUAUUUAUUAUUUAAAUUUUUGUACCUAAGUUGCACAUAAGUAAUCAAUAUUGUAUUAAACUUUAUCAUUGAACAUAUUUCUGAUACAUUUUACUCACCGAAUAUUAUAAUAGUAGUGUGCAGUAUGCAUGUAUUGCUUAGUCUAGUAAACUUGUAUAAAUGAUUCAAUCGUUUUAUCUUUAGUAGGUAAUACCUGCAUGUGGUGUCUCUGUUUCACAAAUAUACGAAAUAACAAAUUUCCAUUCAGCGAGGACAAUAUUGUGCUGUAGUUUCAACAUUAAAGUGAAUUGACAUAUUACUAAACUUAAAGAUAAAAAUGUUAACAGUGCGAUGUUAGCACUGUUUUUUUUUUUUCAGUAUUUUAAUCUGUAUGAAAGAUAAGAUUAUAUUAAAUUAUGUGAAAUAUCACUAUUUAAGAAUGCUUGAAUAAUGUUUAAAAAUUAAAAUAACAAUUGAUUUAACAUUGCACAGAUAAUGUUCUUAUCAUAAAAUUUGAUAAUAAGUCAACUCAAUCUAAUAUUAAAACUAACAGCAUAUAGUAAUAGUUGUUCCUGCUGAAGACAAAUUUACUAUGUUAUUAGUUUGUAAGCCAGUGACUACGAGUAUCAAAUCUUCUUUAUGUUAGGAUCAAUAACUUAAUUAUUUUUAAAAUUGUAAUAACAUUUGAUUUACCAUUUUUGCAAUUUAACAAAUGAAAAUAAAAUAUGUGCAGUCUUUUUAAAUAAAAACAAAAAUACCUAUACAAGUAAAUAUUUUUGUCUCUUUUUUUUAAAAAAAAUAUAUACUAAGUUUAACAUUAAUAUUAUGUAUUAGGUAUAUAACAACUAAUAGGUUAACAAACUAUUUUUAAUUACAUAAAUUAAAUUGAUAGUCAAAACUAUAAGACAUAAACCUUGUCUAUUGCUUACUAACACUUAUUAAAACUGUUCAAAUAGUCGAAUUCUAAUUAAGAAUACUAUUAAAAAUUAAAAUAUAACAUUGAAGUAACAUAGUUUAAUAUGUAUUUCAAUAUGACACAACUAUGUCUUUAUAUAGAUAUCACCACAUUAAUAUUUUUUUUUAAUUUGAAGCAAUGCAGAAGUAUAUUAAUAUUUUUUUGCAAUAAGCACAGCUUAAAUGUUAAUUAUAAUUUGAUAAGUUAUACAAAUACACAUUUUUAUUGUUUUAGCGCAUAUUCAACAAUAAUAUAAUACCUACAUAACUUUAUUUACUAUUAUUUAUACCUAUUAAUAAUAUUAUUUGUUUAAUGUUAUUUUUUAGAAAACGACAUGUACUGGGAAAUCGUAAGACUGCGAAAACAAAUGAUGUUGGCUAAGUUGGGUCUAGCUUUAAUGUCAUAAUAGUGCUGUUAUGAACUCUUAAAAUAAACAGAAAAAUGUAAACCAAAGUCUAUGUAAUACCUAUUCAAAUAGUCAAACAGGGAUCUAAAUAAUACAUAUAUAGAGUAUUUUCUUAUGGUGAUAUUGUCAUUUGUUUUAUUUUUAAUUUUUAAUAUUAUUGUAGUAAGUGAUAUAAAUACUAUUUAAAUUCAAAUAAUACCAUGCAUUGAACAUGUAUAACAAUUAGUAUAUUAAGAGGAUGCUAUACCUGUCUGUUCUGUCUCAGUUCAACUACUGGGCAAUAUAGCAAAAUCUUCCUUACGCAAUGUAGGUAGAACUCGCUUAAUUUCUGUUUUACAGUAAAAACACCUAUUGUAAAAUUAAAAGAGGACAAUAUUCAGUUGGACAAAACUAUGCUAUUAUUGCAAAUAUAAUUUUCAAUACAUGAGUUUAGAAAUAAAACUAAUUCAUCUUUUUUAAAUUACUCAUUUUAAUUUUACAAUUAGUGCUUUUACUCCAAAACCAAAAUUAAGUAACUUUUAUGCAGAUUGCCUAAAGUAUAUUUUGCUAUAUUGCCCGUUAUUUGUACUGAAACAGCACAUGUAGAUGGCCUCUUAAUAUUAAUAAAAUGUCUAGAAAAUAAAACUGCUAGUAAUUUAUCACUAAAUAUUUUACAGUACCCACCUAUCUACUUAUCUUGUAUUUAUGAAUCUCAGUGCAGCUAUGAUAAAUAAGUGAUAAUUUCUUAAAGUUUAAUUUUACUUUGAUAGUAUGUUAUUAUUUUUAAUUACAAUUGUCUUGCCAAUUGAUUUGAAUGUGAUUUUAAAUUAUUAAUGAGUAGGGAACGGAUUUAUAUGCAAUUCAAAUCUGCAAAAAAAAAAACCCUUUAAAAAUAAAAUAAAAAUAAUUUAAAAAGCAAGUGUUAGAGGGGUUUAAAAAUCUUCUUUUUAAUGUUUCUAACCUUGUUAUAAAUAAAAGUGUCUAACACUAAAAUAUAAUUAACACUAAGUAUUUUAUAAAGUGUUUACAAUUUUAUUUGAAAAAAUUAUUUGUAUUUUUGUAGUGUUAGAAAAUUAUUUUUAAUAAGUUAGAGAUAUUAGAGAAGGGGAUUUUUGUGGAUUUUAAUUGUAUACAAAUCCAUUCCCUAGUAAUAAGGUAAUUGCAAUUCAUUUUACUGAACAAAUAUAUAUAUAUAUAUAUAUAAUAUGUAUGUUUAAUUAUUGUAUGAAUUGUAUAAGAAUAUUUGAAAUGGUGAUAUAUAAUUUUUUAAGUUUUUUUUAAUAUAUAGUAUAUUUUUUUUAUGUAUUGAGUUGUAUACU